Molecule: messenger RNA, 3701 nt
Organism: Xenopus laevis (African clawed frog)
Lineage: Eukaryota; Metazoa; Chordata; Amphibia; Anura; Pipidae
Gene: lpar4.S
Product: lysophosphatidic acid receptor 4 S homeolog
Exons: 2
Coding region: 818-1870 (350 amino acids)
Biological process (GO): positive regulation of Rho protein signal transduction; signal transduction; G protein-coupled receptor signaling pathway
Cellular component (GO): plasma membrane; membrane
Molecular function (GO): G protein-coupled receptor activity; lysophosphatidic acid receptor activity
Source: RefSeq, a predicted model, not a curated record
GAUCGUUAAGUAUAAAUUAUGGGCCAUUUCGCCAGGGGGGUGGCUAGUUAGCCUGGGGGGAGGCCAGGGUGGCCAAGUAGACCCCUACCUGGGCUGCGGGGUACAGGGUUUUUUGUUUUUUUACAGGGUCGAAUUCUCCUUUUAAGGGCCCGUGUAUACCCAAAUUUGAUCUGGCAUUGUCCGGUUUGGCCAAUUUCAAUCUGACAUCCUGACUAUGCAUAUACUGUAUGCCCAUCAUGGCGCACGCCAUUCACUGAAGUUAGUGUAUGUAUGUAUGUGAAUACAUGAACCUUGGGUUUGACUUUAGAAAGGUCAUUUGAACUUAUGCAAGGACAGUUCUCUAGAGUGUUGGAACAGAAGCUACACUGCAGACUGUCAAGCUGCCAAUGUCCAUGUGAUAACACAUCUAAUUUUAUAACUCAGCACCUAGUUGCUCAGAUAUAAGUAAGUGUCAGGCAAGUUUGUCUUUAUUAUAGGAAUGUUUCUUUUUAGAAACUGUAUUUGAACUAUUGUAAAGGGACAAUAAAACAUAGAGAACUGAUCGUGAAGAAAUACUUAUAUUAGAAAGCGAAUUAGAGGUGUAAUGACUGAAUUGUGUCAAACUAUAUCUUUUUACCUCAAGAGGUCUCCAGUAAAGGAAUUUCCACGACAGAGAAUCACGAUACAUGAUAUGGAGAAGAGAGAGCCUGGGAAAUUAGUUCUAAGCGACAUGACAAAAACUAGCCCUGUGGAGCUACUCUGGAUUGCUUCUAGAUUGUUCUAUGGAUGCUGUUGAGAUCCACAAACAAGGAGUCAAUUGGGCCAUCCAUAUCUUGGAAUGGGAAACGAAAGCAAUAAUUCCUCCUGCUUUAUUGAUGACUCCUUUAAAUAUAAUCUCUAUGGGGCAGUUUACAGCGUCGUGUUCAUCUUUGGGCUCAUUACAAACUGUGCCUCCCUCUUCGUCUUCUGCUUCAAAAUGAAGAUGCAAAAUGAAACUGCAAUUUUCAUGACUAACCUGGCAGUGUCUGAUUUGCUCUUUGUAUUUACACUGCCUUUUAAAAUAUUUUAUAAUUUUAACCGGCACUGGCCCUUUGGAGACAGCUUGUGUAAGUUUUCUGGGACAGCGUUCCUAACCAACAUCUAUGGAAGUAUGCUUUUCCUCACAUGCAUCAGCGUUGACCGAUUCCUGGCCAUUGUUUACCCAUUUCGCUCCCGCACAGUUCGGACCAGAAGAAAUUCUGCUAUAGUUUGUGCAUGUGUUUGGAUCAUUGUGCUUAGUGGAGGUAUUUCAGCGUCCCUCUUUUCCACCACCAAUGUUUCCAACACAAGUACCACAUGCUUCGAAGGUUUUUCCAAAAGCAUCUGGAAAACAUAUUUGUCAAAAAUCACCAUGUUCAUUGAAGUGGUUGGAUUUAUCAUCCCCUUGCUGUUAAACCUCACGUGCUCUUCGUUGGUCUUGAGGACUUUGAGAAAACCAGCUACCUUGUGCCAGAUUGGAACCAACAAAGAAAAAGUUUUGAAAAUGAUUGUCGUUCACGUGGCCAUUUUUGUUGUGUGUUUUGUACCAUUUAAUUCAAUCCUCUUCUUGUAUGCUUUGGUCCGCUCCCAAACCAUUUCCAAUUGUGCCGUGGAGAGAUUUGCAAGGACAAUGUAUCCAAUCACACUGUGCAUUGCAACGAUGAACUGUUGCUUUGACCCCUUUGUUUACUACUUCACUUCCAAAUCCUUUCAGAAGUCAUUUAAUAUUAACCCUAUCAUUAAAAUGGACAACUUAUUUAAGGUUGAUUCUGCAACGAAAAUAGCCUUGCCAGUAACACAUGAGGCGCUGACGGAACAGAUGAACAUUAAUAAUGGAGGGGAAUUAAUGUCUGAGGCUAAUUACAAGGACUAAGGUUUCUGGAUACUUGGCUACAGCUAUUGUUAAGAGUUGUUGUUUUCAGCCCUAAAUGGUAACGAGAGAAUAUUUUCGGUAUUCAGCCUGGUCAGUAUUAUAGUUGGGUGUGUGUGAAACGCAAACUUUAAUUUAAGUAUAACUAUAUUGUUGCUAGUUGUGUAAAAAUAUCCAUCAUGUAUUUUCUUGGCAGUGUGCUUUGUGCAUUUGUGUACAUAUUAAUUGUAAAAUAUUAUAAAUGUGUUUGUCUCUUACUUAGCAUUCACACAUUCUAGAUCUGUGUAACUAUCAGAAGACUUGAGUGUAUAUAUAUAUAUAUAUAUAUAUAUAUGUAUAUAUGUAUGUUCCUUUCUUGCACUUUUAAUUUGUGGUUGCAGGAGCAAUGCCCAAUACAAAAAGAAUAAACCUGCAAAAAAAAGUUUAUGUGGUUACUUGCUAGAGCAGCACAGUAGGCACCUGAUGUGUUAAACCACAGAAUGGAAAGCAGUCGCGAAAAAGUAUAAAUAGAUCUUGCAUAUGUUUGUUUUAUAAGUUGAUCUGAGGAACAAGAUUAAUGGGACAAUUAACACAAUCACAUUCUGGCUAAAUUGUGUACAGUACACCUACGAUAGCAUAGUAAUAAUAUGGCAUCUCUCUUCACAGAACUUGAGGGGGUUCCAUCUGUUCCUGUAUCAUUCCAUUGCAGUCCCUUCUGGUCUGGCCCCACCAUUCAUCUUGCCAGACCAUGCUGUAUGCUAGACUUUUCUAAAGGAAAAUUGUUAGAGGGAGGGCCUCAAUGGCCUAUUAAAUAGAUAUCUGACCGAAAAUUGGCCAGCUAUCUAUUGGUCAGGUUUAAAAAUCACAUGAGCCAGGAUUCAACGUGACCUGGGGGGCCAAAUGAUCAGAUCAGCCAAGUAUGGCUAAGAAUUUAGAUGGCAAAAUUUGGCAAACAACUCUGCUGAUGUUCGUGUGCCACAAGUCCUAAUGAAGUGUACUCCUUCUACAUUUGAAGAUCGAUUUAUACCUCUUAUAAGGUGCAGUGAUAAGCUGUUUAUAUGUUACUAGUUCUUUUUUUAAAAGGAUUUCUCAAUUUUUAUGUUGCUCUGAACGACCCAGAUUGUCUUAUCACCUCUGGUAACAUUUGGUGGCAUAGGAAUAAAGGUUAUCCAUCUUGCUCUGGAACUCAAAUGUUUUGAGGGGUUGUAUUUUGUGCUAGUAUCAUGGUUAAAACCAUGUCAAACUCUUUUGUCAACUUAGAUAUAUGGAAUUUGUGAUUCAAUUAGGAAGGGCAGAUACAAUAUAGGGCUUUGAUACAAAGAUCUGCCAUUUGCUUAUACAGUAGAACCCCUAUUUUACAUCCACUGAUUUCCCCUCUUUACAUUGUUGUUUUGUGGUCCCACCUAUAUAUUAUGCAUAAUACAUUUCCCUGAUUUUUAAAUUUUCCUGGAUUUUACACCAUUUUUUUCUGGUCCACUAAAAAACGUAAAAUGGGGGUUCUACUGUAUACUGUCAUAUGAAAAAUAAGAGUUUUUCUCUGCUGGGAAGGUAAGAAAAAGAACAGACUAAAAUCUUAACCAGACCCAUCUUCCAUAAUUGCAACUUAACUGCAUUCGAAAUUUAUGUAGCUUCUCAAACAUACCAGAAAAUCCAGGCUUUGGAAAGUGAAACUGACCGUUAAGAAGUUUGAAAAGUCCCCAUACGUUUUCGAAAGACCACAUUUUUGGACAGAAUGGGGGUGGGGACUUUUUGCAACUGAAAAGGUUACAUUUUCCUUUUCAGUUGAUAAAUAUUUGUUUUAUCCGGGUACAAAUGAAUUGAAUGAAAUCACUAGGUUUUGAAAGGCAACUCAAAG